AUGGCUCCCUGGUUGAGUCGUCGUGGGUCCCAACCCAACAACAGCAGCAACCUCUCUAAUAGUGACCUCAUUACCCGAAUUCAUAAUACGGCUUUACAUACACCAACUACAUUGCCAGCGCUUUACUCGAAUAACUUACAGGCAACGUCCAACGGUAAUCGCUUCGAGCUCUCCUUCUCAAACAACAACGCCGAUUCAAGCUCCGACGAAUCCGACUUGCAUCCCUCGAGACCUUCUUCCUCCAGACCUCAACGACCUCCACACACGCGCUCUAUGAGCCAGCCCUUCCCUUCUCUUUUCAGCAGCAAGAAAAAGAGGCAGAACUCGGUCGGCGCACCACCACCCGACCUGGGCUUUGCAGAUGAUGAUGCCGUGAUGUCUCGACAAGCGCCCAAGACUCAUGAUCGAACCUUUUCGCAUAAUGGAAAUGGAAAUGGCCCAGCAGGAAGCAAAGAUUUUGCAACGGGAAAUUGUAUGACAUGUGGAUCGCUGGUACGCUGGCCAAGGGACCUCAAGGUCUUCAAAUGUACCAUCUGCACAACAGUCAACGAUUUGGAGCCUCUAAGUACAGACCAUGAUGGCUCUAAGCUGCGCAAGGACGCGAAUCAUGACACUUCUCAAGUCAAUUCACCACGAGUUAUGCAUGUCUCCAUCGAACAGACAAAGCGACUUGUUAACCAGUCGAUACAGUCCUAUCUGACCAAGAGGCUGCACCCAAUCCCCAAACCCCCAACCGAGCCGCCACCAGAGCCCCCUGUGCAGAGCAAGUUAUCGUUCAGCAGUCGAAUGCAAGCUGUUAGCCGCAAUCUUUCGCCAACAGACCCUAAAAAAGGAAACACUCCUUCCUCCAAAUCCCCUACUAUACAAGUCUCCCAUUAUACGUUUGACGAGGAGCCGACGCUACGGGCGAACCCUGUGCGGACAAACUCUUCGCCUAUGCCGCGUUCGUUUUCCUCUUCCUAUUCUGAGAGACCGCCAGUACAGAAGAUAUUACAAAACAAUGCGCCAAGAGACGCACGAAAACCUUCGUCAGACACAUCCGAGAGUGACCCGAAAAGGAUCUUUAAGGCAUUGGAAGACUAUGUGGUCGCGUGUUUUGGUUCGUUCGAGUGUAUCAAUUCUUCAUUCUCGACACACCCUCGCCCUGCGAUGAGACAUGUAAGCGAAGCAGCCCGUCGCAAGCCCGCGCCGCCCAAUGAGCCACGAGAGCAGCGGGGGCACCGUCGGGCUCCCUCGGAAAAUCGUGCCCUCAGCGAACAGCGACAAGCGCGGACCGCCCCUCCAGUGGAGGAUAGCACGUUUGAUCUUGACCCCAAGAUGCUGCUCAUUGGUGAUUUCGCUGAGAAUGGAACUUGGUGGAUGGGAAACCAGGAGGAAUCAAGACCUCGAAGGCCUUCAACACACCGAGUCGAACGGAGCCCCCCUAAUGUGGUCCACACGAAGACACCACAACUGAAUUGGGGCGACUUGAUGACGUGGUACAUGGCGAUCGUGAAUCCUGCCAAGGGGUGGUUCACGAUUUACGAAGAAAUCUGCCGAGAGCAGAACUUUCAAACGCCUCCACAGCGUGAAUUGCAGUCGAUAGAACAAGAGUUGUUACAGGGGCAGGAACACGCUCGACGUGUCUUGCUGAAAGCGACAGAGAUGCUUCUGAAGCGACCUGGGAGGCCACUGAAAGAUCCCACAGAUUUGCGUUUUCUCCUUCUAAUUCUUGAAAAUCCUCUCUUACACGAGAACGAAAACCUGUUCCACGGAAUCAUACAACCAGAGAACAACUCACCUUCCAGAGCUAAUUUCACUCGAUCAAGAAAGGGCAGUGUCCCCGAAACCGGCCCCUUGUCUGGGCAGCAUUCUGGAAUUAUCAAGCGCAUAAUAGGACUUAUGUCGAACUCCUCGCCUGAGUGCCAUAAUCAGUUGAUUUCCUGGUUCGCUAGGUAUCACCCUUCUAGAUUUGUUAGAACAAAGGAGAUUGCAUCCGGCUUUCUAACAUAUCGCAUGAUACGUCAAAGUGGGAAAAAGCAAGAAGUCAAAGUAGACAUCACAGCCGGACUGAUUCCACAAAUGCAAGAAGGUCGCUCAGGAGCCUAUCUCUAUGACGAGAUAAAUCGGUCGACCUCGUCAAAGAACGUAAAGGAGCCGGAAAAGAAGGUCAUUUAUGGCGAAGACUGGCAGAUCAGAGCUUCUUCUCGAGUUCUGGCUCUCCUUUUUGCUGCCAACAACUCGCUGCACAGUCGAAAAAUUGAAGAAACUUCCUCGCCUUCUGGCGGAAGGUGCACUGGCGUGCAUUCUCAUGGCCAGAUGCUCCCAACAAGCGACUUUUACAACUCAAUGAUUGACUACACCGACCUCGUUGCGGACUUUGAAAACUGGGAGGCUCGAAAAAGUAAAUUCACAUUCUGCCAGUACCCCUUCCUUCUGAGUAUCUGGGCAAAGAAUCAUAUUCUGGAGCAUGAUGCCCGUCGUCAAAUGCAGAGCAAAGCACGUGAUGCCUUCUUUGAUAGUAUCAUGAGUCGGAAAGCCAUUAACCAGUUCCUAGAGUUGACCGUUCGUCGUGAUUGUCUUGUUGACGACAGUCUCAAGGCUGUUAGUGAGGUGAUUGGGAGUGGGAGCGAAGAUAUCAAAAAGGGUCUCCGCAUUACCUUCAAUGGCGAAGAGGGAGUGGAUGCGGGCGGUCUGCGGAAAGAAUGGUUCCUUCUUCUUGUCAGAGAGGUUUUCAAUCCCGAUCAUGGAUUGUUUCUUUACGACGAGGACUCGCAGUAUUGUUAUUUCAACCCAAAUGCUUUCGAAACAUCGGACCAGUUCUUCUUGAUUGGCGUUGUGAUGGGCCUUGCCAUCUACAACUCGACCAUUCUUGAUGUGGCCCUACCACCCUUUGCAUUCCGUAAACUCAUUGCAUCUGCUCCUACCCAUGGUACUGGAGCAUCGGCUCAUCCAAAGCCGCCAAUGCGCUACACGCUAGAAGAUCUUGCUGAAUAUCGACCUCGACUGGCUCGAGGACUACGGCAAUUGCUUAAAUAUGAAGGGAACGUGGAAGAGACCUUUUGUCUUGGUUUUGUUGUUGAUAUGGACAAAUACGGUACCCAGGUCCAGGUUCCUCUCUGCCGAGGAGGUGAACGAAUUCCUGUCACAAACAGCAAUCGUCGAGAAUACGUGGACCUCUAUGUGCGCCACGUUAUUGAUGUUUCUGUGACAAGGCAAUUUGAGCCCUUCAAACGAGGCUUCUAUACUGUAUGUGGAGGUAAUGCUUUGUCCCUCUUUAGACCAGAAGAGAUCGAGCUUCUGGUACGAGGCUCGGACGAAGCACUUGACAUCAAUUCACUCAGGGGCGUGGCCGAGUAUGAUAACUGGAGCAACAAGAAGCCGGAUGGCUCUGAGUCUGUCAUUGACUGGUUCUGGGAGACAUUCCAAGAGGCUACAUCUCAAGACCAGCGCAAACUUCUCUCAUUCAUCACUGGCAGUGAUCGGAUCCCUGCCACAGGUGCUGCUGUACUACCAAUCAAGAUUUCUUGCCUAGGCGAGGACGAAGGUAGGUAUCCUAUCGCUCGAACAUGUUUCAAUAUGUUGUCUCUCUCACGAUACGCAUCAAAAGAAAGAUUGGAGAAGAUGUUGUGGACUGCUGUGCGCGAAAGCGAAGGUUUCGGAAUAAAGUAA
Molecule: messenger RNA, 3651 nt
Organism: Fusarium venenatum
Lineage: Eukaryota; Fungi; Ascomycota; Sordariomycetes; Hypocreales; Nectriaceae
Biological process (GO): ubiquitin-dependent protein catabolic process; protein polyubiquitination
Molecular function (GO): ubiquitin protein ligase activity
Source: RefSeq, a predicted model, not a curated record